AAAAAGGGUAAUCGAUAAAAUGAUUAAUGUUAAAGUAUUAUUGAAAAAUUUGUGAAUUUUACCAUAAUAUUUAUAAAAAAAUAUUUAAAAAUGUUAUAAAAUAAUUAGAAAUUUUCAUAAAAUUUGAAUAUGUUUUUCAAUAUUUCGUUUAAAAAUUAUCUAAUCACUUAACAAUACAAGAGAACAUAAAAAAUUUUUCUUUUAUACUUGUAUAGUAAAGCAAAGGAAAAAAAAAACAUUCGUGGACAGUGUACCGAAAAUUUAUUACUACAUGAGAAUUUGUAAAACAAGAAAAAAAAAUCAAUGUAAAUAAGAAUAUUGUAAUUAAAGUGCAAUGUUAAUUAAAAAUGUAUAAUAUAAAAAUUUGAGAAAAAAAUUCUUUCAAUGUAAAGAAAAGAAUUUUUCUUUGAUUUAGAUUAAAUGUUAAAAUUUGUGAUAUUUUGAUAUAAAAAAAAGGAAAACAAAAAUCGAAUAUCAUGUUUUCGGGUUCGAUUAGUGAACUUGACUAUGAUUUCGAGAAAAGUGAAAAUGCAGUUAAAUGGAAAGGUUUAUUUGCACCAGCAUUAAAAAAGGUUCUCGAACAAGUUCAUCCAAAUUUAACAGCAAGAGAAGAUGCCUUAUUUUAUGUGGAAAGUCUUUGUUUGCGGCUAUUAGCUAAACUAUGUGCUAAACCACCACCGCAUACAAUUCAGGACAUCGAAGAACGUGUUGGUAAAACAUUUCCAAAACCAAUUCAUCGAUGGGCAUUAAAUGAUGCACGGGAUACAAUUGAUAAAUCAAAGAAAAAGAAAUCUGUGCUACCGGUUGAUCGUGUUCAUACAAUGUUGCAAAAAGAAGUUUUACAAUAUAAAAUUGAUAGUUCCGUGACAUUAUUUUUAGUAGCAGUUUUAGAAUCGGUUUCAGGUGAUAUAUUUGAUUUAGCCGGUAACUAUGUUAAAAAUAUCAAACAUGUUGAAAUGUCAAGAGAGGAUAUUGAAGUUGCAAUGUGUGCGGAUAAGGCCCUCAUGGAUAUGUUUUCGCAAGGAAAUAGUUUGAAUACGACAAUACCUAGUCAGCUACCGCAAACACCUAGAGCCAGUACUAGUUAUGAAGAUGUCGUCAAAGACUUAAUUCAUGAUGAGAAACAAUAUCAACGUGAUUUACAUAUGAUUAUUCGUGUAUUUAGAGAAGAACUUUUAAAAAUUGUUAAUGAUCCAAAAGAUUUAGAACCAAUUUUUUCAAAUAUUUUUGAUAUUUAUGAAGUAACAAUUACAUUACUCGGCUCACUAGAAGAUGUUAUUGAAAUGGCUGAAGAACAAAAUAAACCAUGUGUUGGUAGCUGUUUUGAGGAAUUAGCUGAAGCAGCUGAAUUUGAUGUUUAUAUUAAAUAUGCAAGAGAUGUAACAUCACAACAUUCUAGGGAUGCAUUAUCAAAUUUAUUAUCUAAGCCAGAUGCUAAUUCAUUAAUAUCAGCCGGCCAUGGAUUUCGGGAAGCUGUUAAAUAUUAUUUACCAAAAUUACUAUUAGUACCGAUUUGGCAUGCAUUUUUAUAUUUAGAUUAUAUAAAUACACUUAAAAAUUUGAGUAAAAAUUUGAACGAAGAUGAUCAUGAAAGUUUUGAACAAGUUCAAGGUUUAUUGAAACCUUUACAAACGGACUUGGAAAAUAUUGUGGCGACCUUGCCAAACGGAUUUUAUAACGAAUUUGUAAUUCGAAUGCAUAGUAAAGCCAGAAGGCAAUUAGCCAGCGAACGAUCUCGAGAUUUAGAAAAAACUGUAGAUAAUUGGGAAGUUGUAGGAAAUUGUUAUAAUGAAUUUAUACGAGAGGAUACAUUGAAACUGAGUUCUGGGAAAAGAGUAACUGAACGUAAAGUUUAUUUGUUUGAUGGUUUACUAGUUUUAUGUAAAGCAAAUACAAGACGACCUGUUGGCGGAAAUACACCACAAUACGAUUUUCGAUUAAAAGAACAUUUUUAUAUGAGACAUGUUGAAAUUAUUGAUAGACAAGAUACUGAUGAGUUAAAGCAUGCCUUUGAAAUUUCACCAAGAACGCAUCCGGCUGUAGUAUUAAUAGCUAAAAAUGCUCAGCAUAAAAACGAUUGGAUGGCUGAUUUAAUAAUGGUUAACACAAAAUCAAUGUUAGACCGCAUUUUAAAUAGUAUUUUAUCAGAUAUAGAAAAGAAACAUCCUUUACGUUUACCUAGUCCAGAUAUUUAUAAAUUUGCAGUUCCUGAUAGUCCAGAUAAUAUUGUUUUAGAGGAGAGAGAAAGUACUGGGGUUCCUUUAAUUAAGGGAGCAACACUGUGUAAGUUAAUAGAACGCUUGACUUAUCACAUUUAUGCAGAUCCAAUGUUUGUGCGAACAUUUUUAACGACAUAUCGAUAUUUUUGUGCCCCUCAAGAACUUUUGCAACUUUUAAUUGGGCGCUUUAAUAUACCAGAUCCUAGUUUAGUUUAUCAGGACAAUUUACAGAACAGUGAUCAAAAUAUGGAAACAGACAAAAUUCAUAAAAAUUCUCAUCGGGAAGAUUGGAAGCGGUACAAAAAGGAAUAUGUACAGCCCGUUCAAUUUAGAGUUUUAAAUGUAUUGCGCCAUUGGGUGGAUAACCAUUUUUAUGACUUCGAGAAGGAUCCAUCUUUAUUGUCCAAAUUGUUAGAUUUUUUAUCUACUGUAAAUGGAAAAUCUAUGAAAAAAUGGGUCGAUUCUGUUUUAAAAAUAGUUCAACGAAAGGAGGAGCAGGAAGAAAAAACCAAUCGACAGAUAACAUUUGCAUUUAAUGACAGUCCACCGGCAAUAGAAUGCCAUUUAGAAGUUCCUGAAACUAAAUUUAAUUUAUUAACUUUGCAUCCAUUAGAAUUGGCGCGUCAAUUAACUUUAUUAGAGUUUGAGCUUUAUAAAAACGUCAAGCCAUCAGAAUUAGUUGGGUCGCCGUACGCUAAAAAUGAUAAACAGCUUAAUUCACCAAAUGUAUUAAAAAUAAUGAAGCAUUCUACAGACGUAUCGAGAUGGAUUGAGAAAUCCAUAGUGGAAGCAGAAAAUUUUGAAGAACGUGUUGCUAUUUUAACACGUGCUAUCGAAGUAAUGUACGUUAUGUUCGAACUUAAUAAUUUUAAUGGCAUGUUGUCAAUAAUUGCUGUUACGAAGAGUGCAGCUGUGCAUAGACUGACGCAUACAUUUAAUGCAUUAAGUCCAUCACAUAAAAAAAUACUAGAAGAAAUGGAAAAAUAUAAUGAUGGUCAUUUACAAAAAAUUCAGGAAAAAUUAAGAUCCAUCAAUCCACCAUGCGUGCCAUUUGUUGGAAAAUAUUUGACAAAUAUUUUACAUUUAGAGGACGGUAAUCCAGAUUUUUUACCUAAUACAGAAUUAAUAAAUUUUUCUAAGAGGAGAAAGGUAGCGGAAAUAAUUGGAGAAAUUCAACAGUAUCAAAAUCAACCUUAUUGCUUGAAAAUCGAUCCAAGAAUAAGACGAUUCCUGGAAAAUCUUAAUCCUUUUGAAGGUAUGCUUGAUGCUGACCAAUCUAAUUAUUUAUAUAAGGAAAGUUUAAGAAUAGAACCAAGGAAUUGCAAAGUUCCCCCAAGAUUCCCCCGGAAAUGGCCCGAAUAUUCAUUAAAGUCACCGGGCAUAAAACCUAGACGUCAUAACAAUAGCAGUAGUAGCAACAAUAGUAAUAGUACAAUAUCAUCAUCAAUAAUUUCUCCAGGAUAUACUGGUGGUGGUCAUGUGAAUAAUGCAGCAACUUGUAGCGAAGGUGAAUUGAGUCCAACAUCGACAACAACUACAAUUUCUUUGCCUAUGACAUCGUCGCGAAACGCUCAAGAUCACUCAGUAUUUGCAAAUGUUAAUAUAGUGGGAAGAAGUGGUAGUUCUCAUCAACAUCAACAUAGUUUUUUAUCACAUUCGUCUACACAAACAUUAAACUCUAUUUCUCCUGGGGCAAUUGGAGGUGUGUCUCCUAAUGAAGUUCCUUCAAAUUUUGAUAGAAUGUCAAUCGCAAGUGGUAAUUAUAGUAGUAACAGUAGCGUAGCUCCAGAGCUACCAAAACGUUCAAACAGUAUUAUAUCAACCGAUGGUUCUAUAAAACCACCUAUUUUAAGUCCCGCAAAUAUAAGUGGCAGUCGAUAUUUAUCAACUUUAACUUCUCACCAAAAACAUAGACUAAUGGAACCGUUGUCUGAAUCGAAUUCGGGUAGUCAGAUAAAUAGUUUUAACUAUGGAGGAAACUUUAGUUCUGCGAAUGUAAAUAAUAUUAAUGAGCAGUCUCCUCCACCAAUCUCGCCGCACCGCAUAAGUUCCAAUAGUCCUAGAAGUGAAUCUGUGUACAACAACAAAAACAGGAAUUGUUUAUAUAGUUUUAGUCCAAAUGAUGAACACUUGAUGGCAAAUCAUGCUACGAAUGAAAAUCUUGGUACAACUAAUUACGGAUUUUCACCUUCAAGUCCCAAAUUCCAUACAAAUCAUCAAGCAGGUUCAAAAAUUCAAAACGAAAUUAAUUUACAUGGUGAAACUGGUCCAGUCCCUUUAUCGCCGCAUGUCAACGUACCAACAACAUCACAUGGGCAAAUUCCUCCUCCAUUACCACCUCGCAGACAAGAAAGAUUGAGGAAACCACACCAACCCCCUGAUGUCGCUCAGUUAGCACAAAAACGACAAGCACCUGAUGCACCACAACUGCCACCACGAGACGGUGAUCCAAGUCCCCCUCCAUUGCCACCUAGAACUAAUCAUAUUUGUCAUUCUUUAAAUCAUUCGCAUCACCAUUUACAUCAUCAUCAUUCUAUGCAUAAUUACUCUAUAUCUUCACAACACGUCCAACAACUUUGUACGCCAGUGAUGGCUAGUGUAAAUUUGUGUCGAAGUAAUAAUCCUACAAUAACAGUUGACCCACUACAUGGUGUUGAUUUGCUAAUGGGUCAAAAUAAUUUAAUGUUACCACAUUCGAGUACGUUAAUGAUGCGUCGUAACUCUGCUAUGGAAAGAGCAGCAAAACAGUCAGCAAAUUCGAAUACAGAUAUAACAAUGUCUAAUAAACCUACUAAUAAUGUUAUUCCAUCAAAUGGAACGAAUAUACAAAACGUGAUAAAUAUAAAUUGUCAAAAAGCAAAUAUCAUAACCAAUACCAAUAGUAUAAAUUCCUAUUCAACUAAAGCAAUUUCUCCUGCAUCUAGCUCAUCUGCAACAGCCUCACCUAUAACACCAAUCACACCUAUAUCGCCUCGUUUACAUCAUCACCAACAAUCACAUCAACAAAAGCAACUAAUUGCUCAUAGUCACAGUCAAUCUUUAUCAUCUGAUGAAAAACUUGAUUUUUCGUCUACAUCAACGAGUACAACAGUUGCUACAGUUACAGUAACAGCAUUACGACGAGCGAGUACGAAUACACCACCUCGUUUCUCGCCGGGAGAAAGUACACCCAAAUUACCUCCAAAACCAAAGUUCAGUAUGAAUUGCUAUCAUAAUAGUUCAGAUAAAAUUACUAUGUUCCCAUAUCCAAGUACAAAUCAGGAGUAGAUUAUUUCUACAUCAGAAAAACAAUAAUUAUUAAAUAUGUUUGAAAUUAAUUAUAUUAUAUUGACUAAUCAAAAACAAAACAAAAAUUUAAGUGACAAAACAUUUACACUUGUAAAUUAAAAAAAUCUUCCAAAUCUCAAACCUGUUUGUUUUAUGUUCAUUAAAUUUUGGCCGUCAUUAACCAUAUUUAAUUACAACAAAGAAUUAAUUAAUAAUUACGAAAAAUAAAUAAUAUAUAUUUUAUUAAAUUUGUUGUUUGUAUCAUUUUUUGUACAUCAUUACAAAAUGAUAUUAUAAUUUAAAAAAAAAUUUAAAUUAAAAACAAAGAUGAUUUAAUUGUUUCAAAUUGAAUAUAAAGGUAUA
This is a messenger RNA of Condylostylus longicornis, 5849 nucleotides long. RefSeq names its product protein son of sevenless (gene Sos). The record is from RefSeq and is a predicted model, not a curated record. Gene Ontology annotation, biological process: positive regulation of GTPase activity; Ras protein signal transduction. Bases 477 to 5486 code for a protein of 1669 amino acids. Gene Ontology annotation, molecular function: guanyl-nucleotide exchange factor activity; protein heterodimerization activity. Lineage: Eukaryota; Metazoa; Arthropoda; Insecta; Diptera; Dolichopodidae. Gene Ontology annotation, cellular component: plasma membrane. The transcript has 15 exons.